Messenger RNA from Glarea lozoyensis ATCC 20868, 1851 nucleotides. Its product is annotated as FAD/NAD(P)-binding protein. Bases 1 to 1851 code for a protein of 616 amino acids. NCBI's taxonomy places the organism in Eukaryota, Fungi, Ascomycota, Leotiomycetes, Helotiales, Helotiaceae. The record is from RefSeq and is a predicted model, not a curated record. The transcript has 2 exons. Gene Ontology annotation, molecular function: oxidoreductase activity, acting on CH-OH group of donors; flavin adenine dinucleotide binding.
AUGGCACCACUCAUCAACAUCCUCACCUUCCUUCUCCUCCUCACCACACCCAUCCUCUCAACACCAACACCAAAUUCCCAAGCUACCUCAGCAGCAGCCAACGAAUACGAUUACAUAGUAAUCGGAUCCGGACCCGGCGGCGGUACCGUCGCCUCUAAUCUCGCACGCGCAAACUACACCGUUCUCCUCCUCGAUGCUGGCGACCAAAGUACCGCCAACACUGGCGGCCAAUACCCAGCGCAGAUAACCUGGGAUUUCUUCGUGAAGCACUAUGCUGAUGAGCGACAGACGAAGUAUAGCCAUUUAACAUGGCGAACCAAGGAAGGUGCUUAUUGGGUUGGGAGAGACAAUCCACCUGCUGGAGCGAAGCUGUUGGGUGUAUAUUAUCCUCGAGGAGCGACUGUGGGUGGGAGUAGCAUGAUCAAUGCUAUGGUUACGUUCCUGCCAGCGGAUAGCGAUUGGACUCAUAUUGUUAAUAUUACUGGGGAUCAGUCUUGGAGUCCUGCGAAUAUGAGAAACGUCUUUAUGAAGAUUGAACACAACAACUACCUGCCAAAAGGCACCGCAGGUCAUGGAUUCGACGGCUUCUUCCAGACCAUGAUGGCCAAACCUUCGAGCGUCCAAAACCCAGGACUUGCAGCUCUCAACGCAGCAGCCGCCUCAUUCGGUGCCCAAGCAAGUCAAUUGACCGCCAUGCUGAGUACCGAUCCCAACGCAGUAGACCCCAACCGCGACCAAGCAACAGGAAUCUUCGGUCUCCCAUCCCACACCCGCUCCAACGGCCAACGCUACAGCUCCCGCGACUACAUCCUCGACACAAUCAACCUCAAAUACCCGCUAACCCUCUCCAUGAACUCCCUCGCCACGCGCAUCCUCUUCAACACCACGGGCUGCACCACCAAACCCCGCGCCACAGGCGUUGAAUACCUCGCAGGAAAGUCCCUCUACAAAGCCGACCCGCGCUACAGCCCCUCCAACAAAGGCAUCCUCACCACCGCCACCGCGAGGAAAGAGGUCAUCCUCUCCGGCGGCGCCUUCAACACGCCGCAACUCCUCAUGCUCUCGGGCAUCGGCCCACCAGACCAACUGUCAGCCCUCUCCAUCCCCCUCCUCGUCUCCUCGCCAGGCGUCGGGAAGAACAUGCAAGACAACCAAGAAGUCCCCACCGUCGGCCAGUUCCCCAGCGCCGGGAUGGGCAGCGCAGGCGGUUGUAUAAUGCGCAAGACGCCCUUCGCGGCCUACGACGAGCGCGACGUCUUCAUCAUGCAAUUCCCCGGCGUGUUCCGCGGGUUCUGGCCCUCCAACCAAACCAACACAAAGCUAGCCACCGAUCCGCAGGGUAGUUACGGGAUUAGUCUCGUGAAAAUGCAUCCCCAGAACAAAGCUGGCACGGUGAAGUUACUGUCCAAGGACCCGCAGGAUAUGCCGGAGAUAAAUUUUAACUUGUUUAAAGAGGGACGGGACCUUGAUAUGGGCGCGAUGAAAGACACAGUCGCCUGGGCGAGACGGAUUUUCGCUGCCAUCAAAGCACCCGCGGGACCGGUCAAGGUGUUGGAACCGCCGUGUGCGAGUGUAGAUGCGAAUGGUAGUUGUGGACAGACUGACGAAGAUUGGAUCUCGGCGCAGACGUUUGGACAUCAUCCGACGAGCACGGCGGCGAUUGGGGCGGAUGGCGAUGCGAAUGCGGUGCUGGAUUCAAGGUUUAGGGUUAGGGGGGUCGGCGGGUUAAGGGUCGUGGAUGCGAGUGUGUUUCCUAGGAUCCCGGGGGUGUUUCCUGUGGUUAGUACUUUUAUGGUUGGGCAGAAGGGGGCGGAUGUUAUUCUUGAGGAUGCGGGGAAGGGGGUUUGUUAA